GUCAGGAGCAGAUACAUGCCAAAAAUCUAUUAGGAUGGACCUCUUUGUUCAUUUUUCACUCAUCCCAGCGGUUCUGAUAACACUUCUUUUAUCAUAUUUGCAACGACGUGCUAGACAUCAAAAACUCAUUGAUAAAGUUCCACUGGACAAAAGAUUUGGAAUAGUUGUGCCAGUAAACUUUAUAAGCAGCUACACCAACAGAUGGUCUUAUGGAGCUGCAUGUGGAGCGACUGCAACCACUGUAUUUCUGCUGUUCUUCAAUGAGUAUUCAAACUACUUCAACUUUAGUGCACCACCCUGGGCCAAAGCUCUUGUGUAUCUCCUGUCUUCACUGGAGGUUGGCCUGGAUUAUUAUCCAUUUUUUGCAUGCCUGUCAACAAACCACAGAUUGAUUGGUUCAUCUCUGGGAUUUUGCUAUGCUCUUAGUUGGUUCUGUGUGCAGGUUGCAGACAUUUUUGAAUGUCAGAAGAUAUCUACUACAUCAGUCAUCCUCAUCCUCACCCCAGUCCCGUCUUUGAUUUGCUGCCUAUUUCUGAUGGGAAAAUUCCUGCACAUGCUGGUGAAUGUGGUCAAGGUUUUUCAUAGGCCUGAUAUACAACAGGAGAACGAAGAACCCCUGUUACCAUACCACUUGUUAUGUUAUGUCAGACACCUCUUGCACCCUGUACCAGAAAUAAAGUCUACACGGAGCUCCUGCAUCAACCAGAAGAUAUACACCUGGGAUCCAUAUUUUAAAUUCCCCACAAGAAUGAUUGUGACAGUCGUGCUAUGCCUUAUCUGCUUGUAUAAUUUUGUUUUAGUGGAUUUGUUCGUCUCACCCAAAGCCGUACAAGGCCUGGACAAACUUGUGAUGGGAUCUGUUAACGUCUCAUUUGCCAACAAAACAAAGAUGGUCUUACGUGUACUAAGAGAGAGCUGGUUUUUCUCCACCUUCCCUGCCGCCUUCACAAGUGUAAUUUACAUCUUCCAUGUGCUCUCUUGCUACAGGAAGCAAAUUAAACAACUUUAUAAAGGUGUGUCUAACGUUUCCUGUAGGAGUCGUCCACCUGCUAUUCUGGCAGCUAGUAUCCGAUACACAGGAAAUCAGAUUGCAUAUUUGCUAUGGGGAUAUUUUCUCCUGCACAUUCUGUUCUUCUUGAUAAGUCUGAUAGUUACGUUCUGGAUCAUCAUCCCAAUACGAGAAGGAAAGGGAAUGCUGAUUCUACAAGGCGUGGGUUACACAGUGUUGGGAAUAGUACUGAUGAUAGCUGUAAUCAUUGCUCAGAUCCUAGCAGCUCAGUUCUGGUUUUUGCAGGACAAACUUUCUCCAGCAGACAAGGUCAAACCACUGGCCAUUAAUAACAGGAGAGCCUUUCAGAACUUCAGCUAUUUCUUCAUGUUCUACUCUGCAAUCUUGGGUUUUGGAGCUUGUCUGAUCAGGGUCAUACUCAAUGUUUUCCUUGGGAGCUGGUUACUGGCAAGGAUUGACCGUCCAAUCUUCCCAAGAGGUUAUGAGGCUGCUGAUAUGGGAUACAGGACGUGGAUUGGUAUGCUUCAGGUGGACUUGUAUCACACUCAUCCUGUAGCUCUGUCCUUCUGUCACCUCCUCCUGCAGGCCUCAGCUUCCAAACAGGAUCAAACAAGUCCAGAUGUUCCCCGGGACAUCAGGAAUAAACAAGCCAGGACAAAAUGGCAUUUAGCGUAUACUCUGGUCAACAACCCUGUACUGACCUUGAGCAGGAAGGCCAAUAGCUGCUGCUCCUCUUCUUCAACUCAGAAUCAGUAUGCGUUGGAGCGGUUACUAAUCUCAGCUGUACGCACCCGCUUCCAGGCACAGAAACGACAGACAAUUAACAUAACAGAUGAUUAAUAGAAACUACUGAUCAACCUGGAAUUAACCAUCUUCUGCAUACCUGGCAUUAAACAAUGGAUAUAAACUGGAGUACUGUGGAUACACUUGUUAGUUACUUACGGGGAAGUGUAAUGUUUUACUCAGCAGCCUUCUGUUCCCUGAUAAGCAGGUUAUUUUGUUGACUUAUAGAAUGAAUAAACUGGUGAAGUUUUUACUCUUUCUUCCUGCCAGGUGGCAUUAUCAUACUCCAUAUACUCCAUAUACUUGUACUUUAUACAGGUCAAUAUGCAUUGGUGGUUCCAC
Messenger RNA from Spea bombifrons (plains spadefoot toad), 2134 nucleotides. Its product is annotated as stimulated by retinoic acid gene 6 protein-like. The transcript is spliced from 17 exons. Gene Ontology annotation, molecular function: signaling receptor activity; retinol transmembrane transporter activity. Gene Ontology annotation, cellular component: plasma membrane. Bases 35 to 1849 code for a protein of 604 amino acids. NCBI's taxonomy places the organism in Eukaryota, Metazoa, Chordata, Amphibia, Anura, Pelobatidae. Gene Ontology annotation, biological process: vitamin A import into cell. The record is from RefSeq and is a predicted model, not a curated record.